Molecule: messenger RNA, 2879 nt
Organism: Betta splendens (Siamese fighting fish)
Lineage: Eukaryota; Metazoa; Chordata; Actinopteri; Anabantiformes; Osphronemidae
Gene: vat1l
Product: vesicle amine transport 1-like
Exons: 9
Coding region: 178-1419 (413 amino acids)
Molecular function (GO): oxidoreductase activity
Source: RefSeq, a predicted model, not a curated record
CUGACCUGAAAUGUAUAAAAAUGAAAAACCGGCCGGUUUUUACGCAUGACUGAACUAAACUAGACGCUGGGAUUUCGGCUCCAGCGCGGAUAAGCAUCCAUCCAUUCAGCGCCUGCCUGUGCACAGGCUGCGCACCACAUCACUCUGAAGCCCGAGGACGAGCGGCUGGUCGCCGACAUGGCUAAAGAAGGAGCAGACAUGACGGAGGAAACCGAGUACAUGAUAGACAAAAACAACGGCAAGGAGGCGGAGAGCGCGGACGCGUCCGGCGACGCCAAGGAGAUGCGAGCGGUGAUGCUGGCGGGUUUCGGGGGUCUCAACAAACUCAGGGUGACCAAGAAGGCAAUGCCCGAGCCCCAGGAGGGCGAAGUGAAGAUCCGCGUCAAAGCCUGUGGCUUGAAUUUCCUGGACCUGAUGGUACGUCAGGGGACCAUCGAUAAUCCUCCAAAACCUCCUCUUGUGCCUGGCUUUGAAUGCGCUGGAAUAAUAGAGUCAGUGGGUGAAAAGACAAAGGGCUUUGAGAUAGGUGACAGAGUUAUGGCUUUUGUCAAUUACAAUGCCUGGGCAGAAGUGGUUUGCACACCAGUGGAUUUUGUCUACAAGAUGCCCGAGGACAUGACUUUUGCGGAGGCUGCCGCCUUCUGCCUCAACUUUGUGGCUGCCUAUAUGAUGCUCUUUGAGGUUGCCAAUCUGCGGGAGGGGAUGUCAGUGCUGGUCCACUCAGCUGGAGGUGGUGUAGGUCAAGCUGUGGCUCAGCUGUGCGCCACCGUACCUAAUGUCACCGUGUUUGGGAUCGCCUCCUGCUUCAAACACGCAGCCAUCAGAGACUCCGUGACUCACCUGUUUGACCGAAAUGUGGAUUAUGUACAAGAAGUCAAAAAGAUUUCUCCGCAGGGGGUGGACAUCCUGCUGGACUGUCUGUGUGGUGAGAACACAGGGAAAGGUCUGAGUCUGCUCAAACCACUGGGAGUCUAUGUCCUCUACGGCGCAUCAAACAUGGUCACAGGGGAAACAAAGAGUUUCUUCAGCUUUGCAAAAUCUUGGUGGCAGGUGGAGAAGGUGAACCCUAUAAAAUUAUACGAGGAGAACAAGGUCAUAGCUGGAUUCUCGCUGCUCAACCUCCUCUUCAAGCAAGGGAAGUGCAGUCUGGUGAAAUCAGUGAUGGACAAACUCAUGUGUCUCUACAAAGACAAAAAGAUCAAGCCGGUCGUGGACUCGCUGUGGGCCCUGGAGGAGGUAAAAGAGGCAAUGCAGAGAAUUCAUGACAGAGGCAACAUAGGAAAACUCAUCCUGGAUGUGGAGAAGGCUCCCACCCCUUUGAUGGCCAGUGACAGCACAGAGACCAGUGAAGCAGGAGAGGAAGAGGAGGAGCCCGAGGGGGACAACGACAGCAAGGAGCGAAUGCCUUUCAUCCACUAGACCCAGCAGGUUCCCCUGCAACGUGCCUAGAGACUGGAGGGGCUGCACAGACUCACCACAGGAGGCACGCAUCCACAGACACAUGUUGUGCAAGAUGUUUGUAUGCAUGUGUCUCAUGCACAUAUGCAUGAAUGUAUGUAUGUGUGUACAGUGAGUCUGUGCCUCUAGUCUGUAACCUGUUAUUAUUGUAUUUGUUAGGGUUGUCAAGCAAAGGUUGUUGAAACACGGGCAGUAAUGCUAUUGUUAUUUUCUACACUGUAUCAUGAGGCAAUGUUAGCCAGGCUAUGAUAUGAAUAGACAUGUAAAGCUUAAAAUUAGAUAUAUUAAACAUUUAAAAUCGUCUGUAUACACAUCAGAAGCGUAACAUGCAGGUUAAUUCACACUUGUCCUGCACUGACGCGCACAUCGUAGGUUUAAGAAAACGUCCCCAGUGUUUGGAUGCUCCUGACCAGCAGAGCGGCUCACGUUCUCCUGUCUCGCUCUAAUAGUCCCUAAAACCAGGGGGGUCAGACCCACCUCUGUGUAUUUGCAUGAGAUUCAAUUCUAACAAUUCACAAUUCUCACCAGUGCCUUUGAGCUGACGUAAAAGUUCAGGAUGUGAAUGAAUGCGUCUCCAUGGUAGACAGCAUGUUUUCCCAUUAAACUGUACAGAUAGGUGAUACACAGUCGUCACAUUCACAAAGAAAUAACAUGUCUGAGCUUCAAGGCGUCAAAUUCAAGUACCCCCGAAUAAAUGUAAAUACUAAACAAAGUAAUAAGUCUUUUCCUGGGUCAUACAGGUGAUGUAUUCAGUCUGUAUAGUCUGAUGUGUGAUUAGUCUCUGCUCUGCUUGAUCUACCAAAGCUGUUUACCGUUCUUGCUGGUGCCUCACAUCAAAAGUGCCAUAAGACUCCAAGAUAAAAUAUUUUUACAAUGAGGAGGUGCAGGAGGUCAAUAUAGGAAGGAUUGAGCAACACUGUGUUUUACUGUAUGUGCUUUAUUCCAAGUCUGUGAUUUAAAAUUGAAGCAAACUGGCUUCUACCUAGUUUUCAUUGUCUGCUCUGUUUGGCCUUGCUUAUUCAACGUGUCUGCUAGUCAUCUAAGGUGUGCUUCACUCUGCCGUAGAGUUAGCACCAAAAGUGUUUAGCAGCAGCAGAAUCAGACUGGAAUGAAGGCUGUGUGCUUUGAAGCUAAUCGAUAAAAAGCAGAAAAGAUUCUUUUAAUGGAUGUUUUAAACUGAUGAGUCAUUUUAAUAAUAAUGAAUAGUUUUGAUGCCUUCAGUGUGUGUGUGUGUGUGUGUGUGUGUGUGUGUGUGUGUGUGUGUGUGUUUUCCUGUACGUAUAUUUUUGUCACAUUUUGUUGUGUACUUUCUUGGAGUACAGAUCUGUUUACUUGAAUGAAUUCAGCGGCAAAGAUGUGUCGUAUCCCAGGUUGUGCAGAUGUAUUGUUUUCUGAAAUACAAUCAUGACUAAAUCUUUGAA